This is a messenger RNA of Funneliformis mosseae, 3279 nucleotides long. The record is from the annotation of a GenBank genome assembly. Lineage: Eukaryota; Fungi; Glomeromycota; Glomeromycetes; Glomerales; Glomeraceae.
AUGUCUUCCUUAAAUAAUAAUAGCUCUUCGUUUGCAAGACGAAAACCAGUACCUGUAGUCUCAGAACGAAACCAUGAGGAACCUUCGUUUUCUUCGCAAACCUCAACGUCGCUUUCGAAAACAAAUAAACCAACUGAGCCAAAUUUCUUAAACCAAGCUCCAAGAGCUCCUGCAAAAUCACCGUUAAGGCAUAGCGCUUCAAACGGCUCAGUUAAUGGAAACCAAAAUGCCCCUGCUACACCUAUAAGUGGUUCUGCACAAACUACUAUUGUUCAACCUGUUAUGAGUACAAUGACGAUAACAAGCACAUCAACUGUGCAAAUUCAAAGUACUUCUAAUUCUACAAACACAUCGAAAACUCCCACUAUACGUUCACGUCCCUCUGUAGAUACUACUUCGUUACAUUCUGCAUUUUCUUUGGAACGCGAAUUACCUUCCUUGCCAAAUGAACGGAUUAAUAAAGAAUAUGAAGGUUCUAUUAAAUCACUUCAAACGAUUAAUUCAAAGAAAAAUGGUUCAGAACAAAGUUUCCAGAUCGCAAACUCCCCCACCUCAAUAGGAUUUCCUACACCUUCAGACAUAAAUAACAGCAAUACUUCUCCACCUCAAUCUCCCAAAAUUAAAUUACCAUCAUUAGCUAUUGCCAGCGAUCUGAUCGCUUCUUCUGAAGCUAUACUUUCGUUGAAUACUCCGAAAUUUCCAGGAAGUUCUUUCUUGGACACGGCUGAUGAAAUGUUGAUGCAAAUUUUGAUUUCGCAAUCUGUUAUUGAUUCAAAAGAUUUCGAGAUAUUGAAUUUAGAAGAAGAUCAUUCAUUAUUAACAACUCGCAUCGCAGCAUUAACUUCAAAGCUUUCAUUGGAAUCAAAAAUUCGGGAAGCGGCUAGUUCACUUGCAAGACUUCAUGCGUCCAAUAAAAGGUUGUCAAGACAAGCUACAGAUCAUUUAGCUACGGCAAAUCGUAAAGUAGAUCAAGUUGCGACAGAAUUAUGGAAAUUAACACAACGAGCUGGUGAAGUUCAAAGAAAAUUAUUACAGCAUAUGGCUGGGGUACUUAGCAUUGGAAUACGAAAAUUGGAAGAAAAAAGCUCACAACCUCCUUAUUCACCACAAAAAUCAGUGGAAGAUAGCAACGGAAUUGAUAGUUUAUUUAAUGAAAUCAUGGGAAUUAAUAAUAACAAUGAUAAAAGUAACGUACGGGAUGAUGGUUUGUUGAAAAAAGUUUCAAUUUUGGAGGAGUCAUUAAAUAAUGUUCGUCAGACACUAGUAGAAGCCAGAAUGGCCAUAAAACGAAAGGAUAAAGAAAUUGAAGAACUUAAAGCUAAAGUUGAUGAUACAGCAGCAGAAGCUCGUGAAAGGACAAUAGCUGAAUUAAGAACUGAACUUGAAGAAGUUGGAAGUCGGUUAGACAUUGUAUUAAGAAAACACAAGGCAAAUAAUCGAAAGAAUAAAAAUGGUUCUAGAUCUGAAAAUAAUGAAGACUCUGAUGAAUCGGAUUCAGGAGCUUCCAAUUUCUAUCGAUUAUCUACAAUGACCACAGCAACUCAACACCUUCAAAAAGAACAAUACAAAAAUAUCAUAGAAAAUUUGAAUGCAUUGGAAAAGGCGUUGGAAGAUUGUAUUUUUAAAAUUUAUAAAAUGGAACAAGAAAUUAGUUCGGUAAAGAAUAAUUCAGAAGAAGAAAUAAAGUCAUUGAAAAAUCAGUUACAAGAAGUUACAAAUGAUUUACGCCAAUCAAAAGAGGCGUUAGAAGCGGAAAAAAUCAAAAAUGACAAAAAUGAAAACGAAAUUAGUGAGUUGAAGGAGAAGGUUAAAUUAGUCCAAGAUUUAGAACAACAAAUUAAAGAUAUGGAACAAAGGCAAGGUGAAAAAGGGAUUGAUGAAAUGAAUUUUAAUGUAAAUUUAGAAUUGAAGCUGAAACAAACGACGAGAAAAUAUGAAGAAAUGAUUGAUCACUUGAAACAAUUAUUUAAUAUCUUGCCUGUUGUUGACUCGGAGAAUGAUCCUGAACAGGGUGGAUAUAAUAAUUUGAAUGACAAUAAGUUCGGGGUGGAUGAAUUUAUUAAUAGAGUACGUGCUGUCGGAGAAGAAAAUCGAAGGUUGCAUGAUCAAGCAUCAUUGCUUCAAUCUCGUUUGGAACGAAUACAUGGACAAAUGAUUGAAUUGAGAGAACAAGAAAAUAUUAAACAAGAAUUGGAAGAUACACGACAAGAACUUGAGGAAACCAAGGAAAAAUUAUCAUACCUUGAAGAAAAAGCGCAAACCGCCAAAUCACAAGUUCAAUCAACUAAUGAAAGAGAAAAUGAAAUGCGUAAUGAACUGAAGACAUUACGUGAACAAUUAAAGACGAAUCAAGAGAAAAUACGUAAAUUUGAAGCUAUUAUGAAAAGGCAAUCCGUGUUACAGGUUGUUAAUGAUGGGACAACUAUCAAAGAAGAAUUUCAACAACAACUAGCCACUCAAGAACAAGAAUACGAAGCUCAAUUGAAAGAGAGAGAUGUGGUCAUUACAAAGCUUCGUAAUGAUUUAACGAAUACUGUAUCAGAGAAAGAUAUGAUAUCACAAACCGUUAGAGAUUUGGAGGAAAUGUUGAAAUCUAAGUCCAGAACAUUGGAUCAAAGGGAAGUUAGUAUAAAUCGAUUGGAGAGUGAUAUUGUGAAAUAUAAAUCAGAACUUGCAGAAUUGAAAGCUGUAACUGACGAUGGAAGUUCAGGUGGAAAUAAUCCGAAUAGUCUUAAAGCAGAACUUGAAGCAGCACAUGAAGAAUUGAAACAUUUACGGAAUGUCAAAGAAAAACUUGAGGCACAAUUAAAACAGACAAAGAAUACUUUAGAAAAAGCACAAAUGGCAUUUUCCGAAAGAGAAGAAGCUUUAGAAAAACGUUCAGAAAUAAUGCAAGCGGAAUUGGAUGGGAUAUUGAAAGAAUUCGAUCGAUUGACGAGAAAUUUCCUUGAUUUUGAUGGUGAAAGGCAAAAAUUGGAGAAUUCUCUUGAUAAAUUACAAAAGAAAUGUGAGAAUUUAGAGAAUGAAUUGGCAGAUGAAAAAAUCAAAAAUUUGGGUAUGGAAGCCGGUAAUGAACCCACUACGACCGCUACAUUAAGGAAAGAAUUUAGAAAAAUGAUGGCUGAAUCCAAAGAUGAACAACAAAAAGCGUUACAUCGCGAAAUAGAAGAAAAGAAAAAAUUGGAAAACGCUGUUAGAAAUUUGAAAAGAGAAAGGGAAGCUGAAAAAUGGGAAAAAACAAAUAAGGGUACUCAAACUAGAUUUGUUGUUAGCGUAUAA